This is a messenger RNA of Menidia menidia (Atlantic silverside), 4169 nucleotides long. The record is from the annotation of a GenBank genome assembly. Lineage: Eukaryota; Metazoa; Chordata; Actinopteri; Atheriniformes; Atherinopsidae.
UGCGCUCAUAAGACAAACCCAGGGACGCGCGCGCUCCGGCUUCUGUGCGCAACUUUUCCCCACAACAGGUUCUCACCUCUGGACCGACGGCUCUGGCAUUAUUUUAUUUUUAGUCCACUUUUUCAUCCCGCGUUAUCCGCGUGCAACAUCCUGCAUCUGCCAUCGCCCCGGCAACCAACCGGUCCUCCUCUCCAUCACAUCAGUCCCCCCACCAGCAGCGGCACCACGGGGACCACACACACACACACACACACACACUCAGCUUCUGACAGUCCACCUCCAAGUGGACCGUAGACCGGGGACAGCAGAUCGUCGUGCGUCGUUUUGCUCGUUUGGCUGAUUAUUUGGGACCGGUGAGGUUCAUGUGUCGGGGAGGCGCAGACUUUCAGCUCCAAAAUGCCGGUGAGACGCGGUCAUGUGGCUCUCCAGAACACAUACUUGGACACUAUCAUCAGGAAAUUCGACGAACAAAAUCGCAAGUUUCUGAUCGCCAACGCCCAGAUGAAGAACUGCGGCAUCAUCUACUGCAACGAGGGCUUUUGCCAGAUGUUCGGCUUCACCAGGGCAGAGAUCAUGCAGCAGCCCUGCACCUGCCAGUUCCUGGUGGGGCCCGGCACCAUGAAGAGCGCCCUGUCCCAGCUGGCUCAGGCCCUGCUCGGCUCCGAGGAGCGCAAGGUGGAGAUCCUCUACUACUCUAAGGAAGGGACCUGCCGACCUUGCCGGGUGGAUAUUGUACCCGUCAAAAAUGAGGAGGGACUCGUCAUCAUGUACAUCCUUGACUUCCAGGAGCUGAUCGACCCGUCCAUGAAGAAGUCAGGCCUCAGGCAGAGGGUCUCCCAAGGAUGGCUUUACUGUCAGAACCGCAGGCUGAAGAUGAGGCUGCCGGUGCUUCGCUCCAUCCGCCGACCGUCACUCUCCAAAGAUCAGUUUGAAGGAGUGGUGGUGGAUUACCUCCAGCCCAACAGUGAGGAAGUACCCCUGAAAGAGUUCCGGAUCCCGUCUAAGGAGAGCUGCCUGCUGUCUGAGACGGAGGCCCUGAUAGAGCAGGACCGGGACCCCCCCCCGGCGCCGGCCCAGUGCUCCGCCAAGCGCCGCUCCCUGCUGACGGAGCGGCUGGACCCGGGCGCGGCCUUCCCCCGGGGGGCGCUGCCCCGGAGCUGCUCCCGGGACAGCAUCCGCAGCCUCCGGCGGGCGUCCUCGCUGGACGACAUCGACGGCAUGAGGGCGGAGUGGAGCGUCCAGCCCGGAGACGCCCGCUGCAACAGCAAUCUGAAGCCGAGCGCUCUGAACUCCACGUCAGACUCAGACCUCAUGAGACACAGAACCAUCGGCCGCAUUCCUCAGGUCACGCUCACUUUUGGCUCCGACCGAAUGAGACCUCCGUCACCCACCGAGAUUGAAAUCAUUGCGCCCAGCAAGGUGAAGGACCGAACCCAGAACGUCACUGAGAAGGUUACCCACGUCACACAGGUGUUAUCGCUGGGCGCUGACGUGCUGCCGGAAUAUAAGCUCCAGGCCCCUCGGAUCCACAAAUGGACCAUCCUCCACUACAGCCCCUUCAAAGCAGUCUGGGACUGGGUCAUCCUGCUGCUGGUCAUCUACACCGCCAUCUUCACUCCGUACUCAGCGGCCUUCCUUCUCAACGAGGUGGAGGAGGAGCAGAGGAGGUCCUGCGGCUACACCUGCAACCCGCUCAACGUGGUGGACCUGGUGGUGGACGUGAUGUUCAUCGUGGACAUCCUCAUCAACUUCAGGACCACGUACGUGAACCAGAACGACGAGGUGGUCAGCCACCCGGGACGCAUCGCACAGCACUACUUCAAGGGCUGGUUUCUCAUCGACAUAGUGGCUGCCAUCCCCUUUGAUCUGCUCAUAUUUCGGUCUGGGACACAGGAGACAGAGCCUCAAACUCAAACUACGCUGAUCGGAUUACUGAAGACAGCCAGGCUGCUGAGGUUGGUGCGAGUGGCCCGAAAGUUGGACCGCUACUCUGAGUAUGGAGCGGCUGUCCUUUUCCUCCUCAUGUGCACGUUUGCCCUCAUCGCCCACUGGCUGGCUUGUAUCUGGUAUGCCAUCGGCAACGUGGAGCGCACGGGCUCUGCCCGCAUCGGUGGCAUGAAGAUUGGUUGGCUGGACAACUUGGCUGACCAGAUUGGUAAACAUUACAACGACAGUGACAUAGCCUCAGGGCCCUCCAUCAAGGACAAGUAUGUUACAGCCUUGUACUUCACCUUCAGCAGCCUGACCAGUGUGGGCUUUGGCAACGUGUCGCCCAACACCAACCCAGAAAAGAUCUUCUCCAUCUGUGUCAUGCUUAUCGGCUCUCUGAUGUACGCCAGUAUCUUUGGGAACGUGUCGGCCAUCAUUCAGAGGCUGUACUCGGGCACGGCCCGCUACCACACUCAGAUGCUGCGGGUCAAAGAGUUCAUCCGUUUCCACCAGAUCCCGGGAGGCCUGAAGCAAAGGCUGGAGGAGUACUUCCAGCACGCCUGGUCCUACACCAACGGCAUCGACAUGAACGCUGUUUUAAAAGGUUUCCCUGAGUGCCUGCAAGCUGACAUCUGCCUUCAUCUGAACCGCAGCUUGCUUCAGAACUGCAAAGCUUUUCGAGGUGCCAACAAAGGCUGCCUACGAGCUCUGGCCAUGCGCUUCAAGACCGCCCACGCUCCACCGGGGGACACGCUGGUCCACAGUGGGGACAUUCUCACCGCCAUCUACUUCAUUUCUCGAGGCUCCAUAGAGAUCCUCAGGGAGGACGUGGUGGUGGCCAUUCUGGGAAAGAACGACAUCUUCGGUGAGCCCAUCAGCCUGUACGGGAGGACGGGGAAGUCCAGCUCUGACGUCAGGGCUCUGACCUACUGCGACCUGCACAAGAUCCAGAGGGACGACCUGCUGGAGGUCCUGGACAUGUACCCCGACUUUGCUGACGUUUUCUGGAACAAUCUGGAGAUCACUUUCAACUUAAGAGAUGCAGACAGAAUAAACCCUCCAAGCCCGAGCAGAGACUCUGAAUGCGGCUGCCGCCCGACGAGGCACCGGAGGGGCUCGCUGCGUCGGCGGAACAGGCCCGACGGCACCGAUCGGGAGGACUCUUAUCCGGACCAGUCCUGUCCGAUGGCCAACCACCACCAGGGCAAGGCGGCCGGAUCCCCCUGGGAAGACCUCUGCAGCAGCGCCAGUAUCGGUUCACAGUCCAGUGACGAGGAAGUGAAGCCCGUGCAACACCGAAAGGGGGAGCUUUACCCCCAAGGGGGCGACACCAGGGAGUAUUCGCCCGCAGUGGUCAGCCUUCGGCCUCACAGUGGGCUUCAGGCUGGGAUGGGACAGUCCUUAGAGCUCGGAGGGCCUCCGUACUCAGCGGAUGGAGAAAAACAGAGCAUGACCAUUGGUCCGCCGCCUGUCCCCUGCUCAGCAGCAGCCCCUAUCAGCGUGUCCGGCGUGUAUGGCUACUGGCCAGAGCGCAGGGCCAGCCAGCUCUCAGAGAGCCAGAGGCGGCCUUCCCCCGUCAGGGCCGCGUUCCAGCGCCCUGCCUGUGUGGAGGAGCGGCCCAGGGAGCUGGAGCUGGAGACCCGAAUGACCGCAGAUAUCAACGUCAUCCUCCAGCUCCUCCAGAGGCAGAUGGCCCCGGUCCCUCCCGCCUACAGCGCCUUCUCCCCGGGCCCUCGCCCACUUCACCCGCCUCCCCCCACCACGCUCUUCCGGACAGGAGCCCCCACGAUCCACGCCGUACCCCCGGCCCCGCCAGCACAGAUAGACAGCUCAGUCUCCCUGCUACAGAGUCCAGACUCUGACCCGGGACACAAAUCCAAAGACUCCCUCUCCAGCGGGAUCCAUCUCACCGUGGCAUCAGACGACACCAUGUCCCUGUCGCCGGAGGCCGACCCCCCCCCCCUUCCCCCCGUGGGCCUCGCCCCCCCCCCUCUGCUCCAACGCCCAACAGCCUCCCGGACUGCUCUGUGGAAGCCAGCGCUUCCCCUCCCUCCCCGAGCACCUCGAGAACUCCACAGAAAUGCAGGAGAUCCAAAGGCACGUCUCCGACCCGCUCUUACCGGGCAGCUAGAACAGAGCGGCCCCUCGCAGCCAUUAUGUCCCCCGCACUGAUUCAUUCACCCCCAUCCCCCCCAAAAAAGCCCUUCUCCUGCUCAGUUGCUGCUGUGGAGCGGGGGGCG